CCCAUCCACCCCGUCACGUCCGUCCGUGCUGCGAUCGCAAUUCAAGCUAGAGGAUCUCUCAUUGUUCCCCGUUCUUUCCACGAUUCGGUCAUUUGGGCUGGAAAUUCAUUAUCGUGUCGAUAUAUUCAUUGCCUCUUGGCAUACUCUCCGAAGCACCGUCUAUAUCCUAGAUCGUCUCGCUCGCUUUGUCUACAUUGAUUCGACAUUAUUCUCGUUCUGGACUGGAUUAUCGGGCCAACUUCCUCCAUCCGCUCAUUGGCUGCACCUCGACAAUCACCUCCUAACUCAUCCCUCACUACCCAGGUGAUUACCGCACCGGCCAGGAAGAAUAAUGGAUCCCAACGCGCCUCAGGGUUUCCCAAUGCAGACGGGUUACCCUGUUCCUGUCUCCCAGAGUCCCCCGGGCCAACAAUUUCCUUACUAUCCGAAUCCCAUCCCCUCCUAUCCUCCACAAAAACCUCCCACCCCCUCUCAUCCCCAGCAACAACAUCCUUUCGGUGCUAUGCCUAUGCAACCUGGUGGACCCAUGAUGCCCGCGGGCUUCCCCCAACAACCUUCUGCAGCACCUCCCCCGAACUUCCCAACUCAAUUUGCCCACUCAGCAGUGCCUACCACCAUGGCUCAGUUCCUCCCACCCCAGGCCACCUCAUCUGCCGCCUACCCCCCAAACACAGCCGCCGCCGCGCCGCAGAAUAUGGCUUCCAUGCCUGCCAACAACAUGGGUCCCGGGCAACCGCAGAAACCGGCGUCGUCGGCCACCGCCUCGCCGGCACCUCCUCAACCCUCCGCGCAAGCAUCCUCGACGGCCGCGCGCGACAAGGCGCGGGUCGCUACACUUUUGGAUAUUAACUCGAUGUUAUUACAAGAGGUGCUCAACCUCCAGAGUGCGGGCAAAGCUGGUGUUCCGCAACCUGCUCAGCAAGGGUCGCAGGAUGGUCAUCCGUCGCCGGCGGCCGAUCAGGCGGGCGACGCCACCAAGGGGCAGGGCCAGAAGCCCAGCCAGGAAUACAUCGACUGCAUGCGGCGCUUACAGUACAACCUGGCGUACCUUGCGACCUUUGCCGACCGUUCCAAGAAAACCGGCAGCGCGCCUCCGUCUGCACCCGCUAUCAUGAGCCCACCGCCACAUUUGACGUCGAUGAAUGAGAUCUACCAGCGGCUGGCGGAGCUCUUUCCUCGCGCGGCACCGGGCGCCAGUGGUGCUUCUCAACCGAGCCCCCAGGCGGGUCAGGGGAAUGGCCGGCCCAGUCCUUCCCCCGCUACCGAUCCCGCUGCCUGAACUCUACCAUCUCGCGGAUAUCGCGAUGCCUACCUUUCUCUUCUCUCUUCCUUUCUCUUUUAUAUUGGAAUGCGGCAGUUCAGUUAGAAUCUACCCGACUGUGAGGUCUACUGUAUAGCUAGACAAAGAUCGAUCUGAGACCCCCCCAGAUAGGCACGUCUGGCCGCAGCGCAGCAGAAUUCCCUUACUUUCAACACAAGUUGUACAAAAUCGGUUACAAAGUUGGCCACGAAUUCGUCGACCUAGCCCCGGAUUUAUGAGCUACAAAGUUUGAUCGAUCUGGGGUCCCCAAAGAUUCUGGUUUUCCCGACCCAGAUACGGUGGUCAGAGGAGGGAUCGCGCACGGGUCUCGUCGGGUCUCGUCGGGUCUAGUCCCGACAUAACAAGAUGCGGGUUGACCGGUGGCGUCGUCGUGGGGAGCAAAUAUUUUUUAAACUCCAGCUGCGGGGAUGGUGGGGAAUGUACAGUAGACGUUGGCUAGAUAUAUUGGCAACUUGAGCAUUAGAAUU
Messenger RNA from Aspergillus candidus, 1788 nucleotides. RefSeq lists its product as uncharacterized. NCBI's taxonomy places the organism in Eukaryota, Fungi, Ascomycota, Eurotiomycetes, Eurotiales, Aspergillaceae. The transcript has 2 exons. The record is from RefSeq and is a predicted model, not a curated record. The coding region runs from base 332 to 1279 and encodes 315 amino acids.